GUGAAGCGACAAAAAAAAGUCAUGGUCUACCAGCUUUUGACUGGAGUUUGCUCAAAAAUCAAAAAGAGUUAGGUCGUGGCAGUUUUGGAACAGUGUUUUCAGCGAGCUAUGGAGUUGAUGAGCGUAAAGUUGUGGUUGAGAAAUUAAAGGGAGAAUCAAUGGAGAGUAAACGACGUUUUUAGAAAGAGGCUGAAAUGCUGAACGGGGUUAAAGUGCAUGAGAAUAUACCAACUUUCUUGGGAUAUUCCGACAACCCGCAUGGUUUAAUGAUGGAGUAUGUGGGGUUCGACUUUAGUCCAUUUGAUACCGAAAAAGUGGUCUGUAAUUUAGAAGAUUUUUACCACUACGUCGACUGCGAAUUUGAUUUUGAAGCAUUUGCAGAUAUCCUACCAGUGUGCAUAAAAGACACCGUGGCUGGCUUGGAGUAUUUGCACCAGCACAAUAUAGCCCACAGGGAUUUGACGCCAAGCAACGUUCUAGUUUCCAAUCAACAUUACUGCAGUAAAGAACAAUCAAUUGUUGCUGAAAUGUACGCAAAGUGUCCGAUUGUCGCCAAAGUCGCAGACUUUGGACUAAGCAGGUCGUUGGACGCUCAAACGCAAUCUGUCCUGUGUUCAAGGACGGAUGAUAUAUGUCGUGGCACGCUGAUUUAUAUGGCCCCUGAAAUCCAUACUUGUCGUUUAACGAGUGCAAGCCAGGACGACUUGAAAAAGGCAGAUAUCUGGUCCUUGGGAAUUUUAGCGUACGCUAUAAUCAAUCCUAACCUGAAUAGUCCAUAUCACAAGGAGUCGGAAAGCUUGGGUGCUGCGUUUAAUUUGGACAUCAUGAAACACUUCAUGCAAUCACAGAUUCUUCCUACUCAUGAUGCGAAAUACGAAGUCUUGCGGGUGACCGAGUGGUGGCAAGUUGACGAAAUUUUCAAUUUGUGUGCAAGUUUCGAGCCAAAUUCACGACCAGCUGCAACCGAUAUUUUACAUAUGAUAAAGAAUGGCAGUAUCGAAUCAUCACUCGUUUUUAAAAAGCUUCGGCUGAGCCAAAACACUGCACUGGAAGCAUUUGAUUUAGAAUUUGUUCGUGAAAUUACGAGGGAAGAAAGACUCAUAAAAGAUGAUAAGAAGCAAAUUCCCGAGAAUGGUGCAACAAACGCUUGUGCCUUUUUAGCGGUUGCAAUAGGAGAUGCUUUUUUAAAAGCAGUUAUGAAAAAUCACGAUUUCUCUCUUGAACAUUUGGUGGACUACGCAGAAGAAGCUAUUAACCGUGUCCCGUCAAAAAUUAACCAUGUGAGAGAUCUAAACAAAAUGUAUGAGCCUUCAGAAGCCAAAUCUAUUUUAGAAGCCAAUAAUUUGCUAUCAGCAAACUACGAUUUAAUAGAGGAAUGCGUCUCGGCCAACGGAGUGUUCUCAGAAGCAGGGAGGAAAGAGCUUAUUACUGCUCUAACCAAUCCUCAACGAGAAGCGAAAAAUCGAGUUGGCCUUUACACUUGUAGUCCCUACACUUUCUUGGCAGGCAUGCACAAUAAUUCGUAUUUCGUACUCGAUACACAUCCCAUUGGCGAAGACCUUGGAGGCGAUGGCAAUGGUAUUGUCGUCACAACUAAAGAUCUUACGCAACGCUCCGGUAUGGUCUUGGUGCAAUGGAUUUUAAACCGCCUACAAAAUGGCGGUUUAAAUGGAAAAGAGCCACAAAGUUUUGCAUGGCUAAUGCCUCAGCAAGAAACUCGAGAGGGUAUGUUAGCUUUUAAUCCUUUUAUUGAUAGCUGUAACUAUUGUCAAGAUUGAGAUUUCAGUUGUACCUUCAUUAUAUGCAACCAGUGAAAGUUUGUAGUUAUUAUUAU
Molecule: messenger RNA, 1834 nt
Organism: Dendronephthya gigantea
Lineage: Eukaryota; Metazoa; Cnidaria; Anthozoa; Malacalcyonacea; Nephtheidae
Product: probable tyrosine-protein kinase DDB_G0283397
Exons: 1
Coding region: 195-1778 (527 amino acids)
Biological process (GO): autophagosome organization; autophagy; protein autophosphorylation
Cellular component (GO): autophagosome; cytoplasm
Molecular function (GO): protein serine/threonine kinase activity; ATP binding
Source: RefSeq, a predicted model, not a curated record